Messenger RNA from Laetiporus sulphureus 93-53, 1512 nucleotides. RefSeq lists its product as uncharacterized. The record is from RefSeq and is a predicted model, not a curated record. Gene Ontology annotation, molecular function: protein binding. NCBI's taxonomy places the organism in Eukaryota, Fungi, Basidiomycota, Agaricomycetes, Polyporales, Laetiporaceae. The transcript has 2 exons. Bases 1 to 1512 code for a protein of 503 amino acids.
AUGUCCCCAAUUCCUACACCUUUCACAUACUGCCUCGCUUCAAGGCAUGCCACUGGUGAGUCAGGAAAUCCAAUCAUUUUCGGUGUUGCCUUGACAAUAUGCCAGCAGUCAUCUGAUGUUGGACCAGAGUUCCAUCAUCUAUCCCUCACGAUAUUGGAUCUCCCGAACGAGCUCCUUAUCAACAUCGUGGACCUCCUGCCAACAGAAGAUCUCUUCAGCAUCAUCAUCCUUUCUCGCCGUCUCCACUGCUUGGCAAUUACAUUGCUACUGUCUCGAUACGAUCUUCAUUCUCCUGAAAAAGGAGGCUCAUUAUACAUUUCAAAGCAUAAGGCGAUCCUCGCACUCAAUCUCUGGCGAAGGUCCUUAGUGUUUGAAUGUCCACGGCUCCUCUCCAUUCAUUUGCAGGUGGAUGAUACGAAGGCUUGCCGACUACUCUCUCGAUUCUUCACCUCUUUGCAGGGCGUGAACGGAAUUCAUUCUAUCGAAGUCCGUUUGGAUGAGAUACCAGAUCCUGCAUUUGUUGACGUUCUUGACGCUCUGUGCGUCACUAACGUCGUCAGCCUCACUAUUGAUCAUCGCAGCAACAAUAUCUGCAAAACAGUGAUGCCCUCCAAGAUCAAGCGACGCCCAACCUUACUCCCUAACCUUAGAGCUUUUCAGCCUCAUGCCGCCCUGCUGUUCAAUAUGCCAUAUGCUCGGUGGACACUAGAAACGAUUAACUGCUCCAAGAUUUCAGAGCUGUCGCUUGUAACCCCUGGCCUCAUAUCCCCAUCCUGGAACAAUGUACUUGGACGGUUGAAUGUCCCCAGCCUCCAUAUCCUUCGUGUAGAGGGUGAACUCUCGCAGGCGGUCCUGAAUCGAUUCCUCUUUCGACAUCGCGAGCUACAGGAGCUGCACAUCGGCUACCACUCAGAUUGCCAUACGGUCACUCAACUCCAGUGCCCCCCUCCGGAACUCCCGUGCCUGCACACCCUGAGUGCACCUAUCCCCUAUCUUCUUCGUCUUCUCGGCGACUCGCGGUCCAAGAUCAUUAUCCUUGCGAAGCUCACGGUUCUGCCGGACGUCCAACAUGAUGAUCCGGCUCAUUUCCUCUGCAAUCUCUCCAGAAUAUUAGCAGCCGUCGUCGACUGCGAGUAUCUUUGGUCCCUGAAAUUAAUGGUUCCUCCGCAACUUGCUGCUGCAAGCGAGGACGUCAUAUACGGAGGCUUCGGAUUUAUUAUGCAGGAUCCAGGUGUUCACCUCAUGGAGGUGAGGGCCGUUAUUCUGGAACAGGCUUCUCAAACAAGAGCACUCCGGGAAGAUGCGUUCAGCCCGUCGUUAUUGAAGAGUCUUCCUUACUGGCUUCAGCAAUUUCCCAUGCUGAACGCUCUGCAACUAUGGGAGGAUGCUGCUAUGGACCGAAGUGAAGACUUGUCACGUGUCCGUUCGAGUUGCAAGACGUUGAGUGAAAUAUUCAUUUGGUCGGGCGGAAGCGAGUUGUGCUGGACAGCCAACGUAGAGGAGGUUGUCUGA